AUGCCUCAGGACAUGCCCCCUGUUGGCGGCUACCAGGCCGUGCAGUACAAGCCGGAAGAGGGGGAUCGCGAUUGGGACAGCGGAUGCGAUGGGACGGUAUCGGACUGGCAAGAGGAGGAACUUGAAGGGCUGUUCGCCGCGGGAGCCAUAUCGUCAGGAUUGGGGAGCGUUCGCAACCUGCCCUCCCGUGGCUUCCGCCCCGGCACCAUGUUGCUCGGUAUGGGACUCGUGAUGGGAUACGGAUGGUACCACCUGAUCAAGGGUAUCCGGGAAGCCAACGAGCUCGCAAGAGAAAAGAUGUGGGCGCGCAUCCACCUCAUCCCGCUCCUCCAGGCUGAGGAGGACCGCGACCAGGUCCGCAGGUAUUACGCCGACCAGGCGAGAGAGAAGGAGCUGCUCGGCGAGAACACCAAGGUCUACCACAACGACAGGUUUGUCCAUCCCUCAGCAAAGCCCUUCAGAGGUCUACGGGAAUACGAGAAGAUGCUAAUGGGGGUAUGCUACAGAUUUGUGCGUCCUACCUUUGCUGUUGUGCCGCAAAACAAGUCUUAA
This is a messenger RNA of Colletotrichum aenigma, 552 nucleotides long. RefSeq names its product NADH dehydrogenase [ubiquinone] 1 alpha subcomplex subunit 13 (gene NDUFA13). The record is from RefSeq and is a predicted model, not a curated record. The coding region runs from base 1 to 552 and encodes 183 amino acids. The transcript is spliced from 4 exons. NCBI's taxonomy places the organism in Eukaryota, Fungi, Ascomycota, Sordariomycetes, Glomerellales, Glomerellaceae.